Molecule: messenger RNA, 657 nt
Organism: Ordospora pajunii
Lineage: Eukaryota; Fungi; Microsporidia; Ordosporidae
Exons: 1
Coding region: 1-657 (218 amino acids)
Molecular function (GO): protein binding
Source: RefSeq, a predicted model, not a curated record
AUGGAGGACAGGGUGUACAUUGUGCAUCGACAGAUAGAAAAGAUCCCUGAGAUAUCUGGGCGUGUCAAGGCUGUGGACUUGCACAGGAACAGGAUAUCUGAGAUGGUUUUGAGCAGAGUAGAGUCGAUGGAGUAUCUUGAUCUUUCUGAUAACAGGAUAGCAGAGAUAAAUGAUCUUGAGAAUGUUCCCAACCUGAAGGUUCUGGACUUGAGCUACAACCUGAUUUCGACAGUGGAGAUUCCUGUUAUGAAUCUUGAGGAGCUAUAUCUGAUUUCGAAUGAUAUACCUAUGAUACAUGGGCUAGAGCUGCCGAUGCUUCGAAAGCUUGACAUGGCAGCAAACGAGAUUUGCAGGAUUGAGAAUCUUGAGGGGUGUAGGAGCCUUGCUGAGCUUUACCUUGGCAGCAACCGGAUUAGAGAGGUGGAUGGAUUGGAUGAUCUAUGCAUGCUGAAGACUCUUGACUUGCAGAACAAUGAUAUCUUGCGUGUUGACUGCUUGAAGAUACCCAGAAGUGUGGAAGUUCUGCUUCUUGGAGAGAAUGUGAAUCUUGAACAGAUAGAUAACAUAGAAGCACUGUGCAAUUUGAGAAUUCUAGGAAUAGAAAAGACACGUGUGCUGAUGGAAGCGCACGAAGGUAAAUUUGAGGUGUGGAAGUAG